GAUAAAAUUUUGCUGGAGAGGUGUCUGUGUUUUGCUGAAUAAAGUUGACAUUUGCGUAAUUGUCAAUGAAACAUUUGGCAAGAAAGUUACAUGAUUAGUUAGUAUAGAUGGAGCAAGACCAGGCAUCAGAUUGGGGUAGUUGGCCCCUCACUGAUCAGACCAACGAGAUUGAUGCAAUGGUUGAUGCCUACCAUGAACAGCAGGAUUGUGAUGAGCCCAUCCCAGAGCCCAACAACAGCUCUCUGGAGGGAAAGGAGGACUCGCUCUAUGAAGAAAGCAGUGCCUUAGCUGGUGAAGAUGAUUUUGUGAAUGAUUACGCCAUGUACGAUGGCUAUGAUAGUUAUAAUGAUAGUGGGUCUGGAGGGGCUCGAUCGGAUGACGACAGUGGCCAGGGAUACAGUGAAGAGGACCAACUGGUCGAUAAGAAAGGUGUUAUCAAGAGUGGCAGCAGCGUUUAUUUCUACCCUACAGGAAAGGAAGGAAUGGCGACCUGUGAAAAUUGUGGCACCAUUGGAAUAAAACAUGCGUUUUAUUCCAAAUCGAAAAAGUUCUGCAGCCUCCCAUGUUCUCGGGAAUACGGUGAGAAGUUCCCCCAGUCUCAACAGAAGCGAACGGUGAAUAAACAAGACCAGUCGAAGAAGAAGUCGAGACCAAAAGGAAAUCACGUUCAGAAUGUGAAUCAGGAACCGGCUUCUUUUGACUGGAGUAACUAUUUGACUGAUACAGAUGCGGACGCAGCUUCUGUGUCUUGUUUUAAACAUGUGGCAAUGACUGACGCCUGGGAGAACAUUACAGUCGGUAUGAAAGUAGAGGUGCUAAACUCGGAUUGUGACAUCCCAAACAAUGCCUACUGGAUUGCUGCCGUAUUGAAAAUAGCUGGUUAUAAAGCCAUGUUGCGCUAUGAAGGCUUUGGCCAAGACAGUUGCCGAGACUUCUGGGUGAAUCUCUGUACGAAUUCGGUUCAUCCGGUCGGCUGGUGUGCUACCAUUGGGAAACCUCUUGUUCCUCCCAAAACCAUACAACAUAAGUAUUCUGACUGGAAGGAUUUCCUCGUCAAAAGGCUGACCGGUGCUCGAACAGUUCCAAAUAACUUCUACAGCAAGGUGCUAGAAAACCUGAACAACGGGCAGCUGAAGAAGGGCAUGUUUGUUGAGGUCGUCGACAAGAUGUGUGUGUCAGCGAUGCGCGUCGCCACUGUCGAUGAAGUUCACGGCGGCCGACUCCGGCUGAAAUACACAGACUCGCUAAUGGUCAACGAUGAUUUCUGGGUGCAUGAGCGGUCACCCUUGGUGCAUCAUGUUGGCUGGUCACAGAUGGUCGGACAUAAGCUACAUGCGUCUGCUGAAUAUAAAAAUCGAAGUCUCAAAAAAAUUGCUCUGAAAAAUUAUGCAGAUGAUGACAGUCGACCGGAUAUGUUUCCCAAACUGAAAGAUCCUCCUGAGGGCAUAAGGUUUGAAGUCGGCAUGAAACUUGAGGCGAUCGAUCCGUUGAAUCUCUCAUCAAUAUGUGUUGCCACUGUCAUGAAGGUGCUCCGUAAUAACUACUUGAUGAUCGGUAUUGACGGUUCAAUGGCGGCAAAUGGAUCUGAUUGGUUCUGCUACCAUGCUUCAUCACCCUGUAUAUUCCCAGUCGGUUUCUGUGAAAUCAACAAUAUCGAACUCUCCCCUCCAAAAGGCUACAGAACACCGCCAUUCAAAUGGUUCGACUAUCUGAAGCAAACAAAAUCAGUGGCAGCACCGGUGAAACUCUUCGAUAAAGUCAUACCAAAACAUGGGUAUAAAGUCGGCAUGAAGUUAGAAGCUGUUGAUUUGAUGGAACCGCGACUACUUUGUGUCGGGGCAGUGGGACGGGUCGUUGGUCGACUUUUGCGGAUCCAUUUUGAUGGCUGGGAGACGGAAUACGACCAGUGGGUGGAUUGUCAGUCCCCGGAUAUCUAUCCGGUCGGUUGGUGUGAAAUGGUUGGAUAUAAUUUGGAGGGCCCGAGGCAUGAUUAUGUGGCAGCCCUGGCAGCAUCACAACCAAAACGCAAGAAGCCAAAGACUCAAGUAUAUCGUGGACCAAGAAAGAGUAAGUCCAGUGCAAGUGGCAAUACCCAAAAGACCUCUAAAACAAAGAGAAAACCAAAGACACCCCCCAUGAGGAUAUCAGGCUCGGGUCGUGGAGGUUACACCUACAGUACUCCUUCAUAUGUCCCGCUGCCCCCUGAGCAAGUGGCUGCAACACUACCACCACCUUUACUCGACGAGAGAGACUCGCAAGAUAGCAUAAAAAUGUCAAAGGAAAUGCCGAUGGAAGUGGAUUCAUCUGGUUCAGACUCAAAGGAUUCAAAACCUCCAACGAUGAUGCAAACGAACCCAACACUCCAAACCAAGGGUAAUGACAUGCCUAACCUCACCUCCAUGAUAACCAAACCAACACCUACGAUAACCUCGUCCCCAAAAACACCCCCAAAUAACUCACCAAUGGCUGCGGCGUUAAAAACAGCGACUGCCAUUUGGAAGCAACAGCAACAACAACAUCAGCUGGUGAAACACAACUUACAAGUGUCGCCACCGAGAAAUACGAUGAACAUGUCGCCACAGCGGGUACCAAAUCUGUCGCCUCCAAGGGUUCAGAAUUUAUCACCACCCAGAGUACCGAACCUCUCUCCUCACCAUGUCCAGACUCUAUCACCACCCCGAGUUACGGCUGUAUUGACGAAUAUCUCGCCACCAGCAGGACUUACAACACCUCCAGGUGGAAACAUGUUUAUCCCGGCUACGACGACAGUCCUGUACGGGAGUCCACCAGUCAAGCACGACUCCUCACCCGCACAUUACGUCCAAUCAGCCUUCACCCAUUACAUUCCACGCAUUUUACCAGGAGACACAAGUGAAGACAAUCUGCGGCUCUCGUCGAGUCGGCCUUACACUCCAGAAUUAUGGACUUCAAACGACGUCUGCCAGUUUCUGCAGAAAAACGAAUGUGGGGCUUACAGCGACAGUUUUAGUAAGAGGGGUAUUGAUGGUCAUAAAUUCCUGACAUUGAGCAAGGAACAGAUUGUGAACUUAACCGGCAUGAAAGUCGGACCUUCGCUGAAAAUCUUCGAUCUCAUUCAGUCUCUUAAGAUCAAGGUUAAGGAACAAAGUCGGGCCAAGGUCAGCUUGAAGCCUUCAAGGACGUAGCUAGUGAGGUGCAGGGAUUUGUGGAAUGGAUGUAAUCAAACGUAUUGAAUGAGAAAUGUGGACUCGCUCGAGGAUAAACAAAUAUGAUGUCAAUGAACUGGAAAAUGCUGGUUGCUUAUGCAUCUUUCAAUGUGCAUGUAUGUCCUCUGCACCCCCCAUUUAUGUGGUGCUGGCCAUGUUUCGACAUCUUACUCUACUAAGGCUCCAUAUCUGUACGUCAUCAUUGUGUAAUUAGAUUAAGGGGGAGUGCAAGGCACACAUUGACACUUGCAUCAACGGUGGACCCUCUGGGCUCCUAAGCUCUACUGUAGCCUAGAAUGUGGGCGGGGAACUGAAUUCAUAACCGGUGCAAAGCCUCGAAACAUUUGUAGCAAUUGCUCAAUUAAUAACCUCGGCACUGGAUUUUACACUGAACAGGGUCAGAUAAUCAUGAAUGUAAGUGAUAGGCUCUGAGAAUUGAAAAGUUUCAAAAGUAUUAAAAUAACCAAUUUUGAAAAAAUGUGUUGUCAACAUCAGUCACUCUACAAUGCAUCUCUGUAAAAAGCCAUCAUCAAGGUAGUCUGUAUAUAAUCUUAGACUAUUGCUAUUUGCCAUAUUAAUACUAUCUAAAUCUUGUAGAUGUUAGUGACUUGGGCAUUUUGUACUGAAAUAAAGUGACUCAUCACAUUGAGUCUAGCAUGAGGUCACAUUGCAUUCUUUUAAGGUGGAUAUCGUAAAAUAAUGACUUCUAGAGUAGAGUGUCCUUGAUAUCAGAUUCAAUGUUGUGGGUCGCUUAUAGGGACUAGUUUGUGUUCAUUGAUUUCAAUCCUGCUUUUCAGCUACAUACAUGUACUGCAUAUAUUGUCAUCUUAUGACCAUCUUUGAGCUUGGGUUCAUUUUUGCAUAGAGCAUUAUAUUACUCUUCAUCAUAUGUUUAUAUGAAUACACAUCCAUAAUACUUGUACUCCUAUUCCAAAGGCAGCAUAGCAUUUUUGUACAGUGACAUUCAUGUACUGUAAAUUAAGAUUUGUGUACUGUAAAUCAACAUUUAUGUACUGUAAAUGUACUGAAUUAGGUUUGUAGAGUAAUGUGUAUACCACUGGAAAACAUGUGGUCACAGUAGUUACAUUAAGUCAUAAUAUAAGGAUUCAAUUUUAGUCGAAUCACGUCGCGUUCAGGUUGAACUUUGUUGCCGGUGCAUACAUUUAAGUGAGUGUAUUUGAAAUAUUUGAGUGAGAUAUCUAGAUAUCGGAGCAACUGAGCAAAGUCUGCUUCACGAAAACAUUUUUUGUAUGAAGUGGGAAAGACGAUGAGAAAACUUGUUGCCAUAGCAAGUACUGCUGAAAUAUUUAGGGCUAAAAUAGAUUGCGUGUUGCUUGAUGCCAGAUGCCAAUUUCGACCGCUGUGCCAUCAAUGAAAGAGAAAAACCUAUAAGUUAAAGUUAGCAUAGGUCAUCGUCCUCCACAGUGAGGCUUGACUUCAUGUGCUGUAUAUUGUCAUGUUUGUAAAUAGGCCUGUUCAUUUGUAUGUUGAGUCAUCUUGUCACCAAAAGUCAUGUUCUGUUCCAUUGUCGUCGUGGCUCCCAAAGCAUAUAAGAGAAAUCACAUUGUAAAUGUUGGAUUCAGUCUCAUUUCAUGUCAUUAUUGUAAAUAUACACUCAUGUCAUUGUCAUUUCAAAAGUUCAUUUUUAUUUAUGUAGGUAAAAAGGGGUAGACUAGAAUAGAUUCUGACAUGUAGAAGCCCUGCAAUCAAAUACUGCAAAACACCAAAUUUUCGGAGGAAUUUUUUUUUAUGGACAUUUCUAAAAACUCAGAUUCGUGGGUCUUGUCUAUUGGUGAAUUUGUUAACCAGAACUGAACUCGAUCGAAACGAGGCACUCAGUUGAUACUAAAGUUUGGUUCAUUAGCUUUACAAUGACAUAAGUUGGUGGUUCAGUUCUGCAAAAGGCGUCGCAACAAAAUAAAACGGGCGCAAUAUUGCAUUUGUUGAUCAACUUAAAUACCCUCUGUAAAUAAACCUUCUCGUACAUGUAAUACGCGCAUCAGAUUAUUUUUGUAAAACCAGCUAGUCAUGUAUGUUGUAUGUCUGUCCAUUUCAUUUUGUUAUGUAGUCUCGGCCAUAGAUGUAAAAGCAGAUUUAACAUAUGGGGCCUGCAAACGAGCUAUUUUGUAACCUGCAUGCAAGAAAAAUGGCUCUUUGGGGUGGUGAUCGUGUAGGUACCUGCAGAAUCCGUGACUGCACCGCCCUGUGAUCGAUAUCAAAUCCAGCGGUCCCAGUUUUACCCGCAGAUGGGAGAUCCAUUUGUCAUGCGUUGCAGUGACUUCAAUCGCAGGUUGUUUAAAUUGCUCUUUUGCGCGGUGCUCUAGAAAUAUUGACCAACUGGAAUAAUUGUUGCUUUAGGUUUUAGCCAGGGUUAUCCAAAACAGGUUAUCUUGUUGGCAGAAUAUUUAUUCAAAGCUUUUCGCCAGCUACAUAUUCCUACAUUCAGUUAAUCUUUUGAGGCAGAACUUCCAUAGUGUCGAAAAUCAUGUUAUUUUGUAAGGAGUGUGUUUAUGUACAGGCUUGAUCAGUACAGGGUGGCCCAGAAUUAUCUUCCCUCGCACAAUAGGAUUCUAUUGUGUGAGGGAAGAUAAUUCUGGGCCACCCUGUAGAAUGAGACGGAAUAGAAAAGCAUUAAUGCAUCUAAUUCUGGCCCACUUGGACAAAAGUCUGGCCAAAAAAUUCAGUCCUUAAAAAUCCUCUCUUGGAAUGAAAGGCGGUCAAGAUGAAUGCAUCAGACUGUCCAUUUUGUUUAUGGAAACUACAUGUAUGAGUUCCUCCCUAGCAUUUAUUAGUUAAUCAUAUUUGUAAAAAGAUUUACCAGCUUUUGAUAAUGACAGUUGUUCAAGGAUUUGACAGGCUGCAAUA
Lineus longissimus is the source of this 6050-nucleotide messenger RNA. RefSeq names its product MBT domain-containing protein 1-like. The transcript has 16 exons. The record is from RefSeq and is a predicted model, not a curated record. Gene Ontology annotation, biological process: negative regulation of DNA-templated transcription. Gene Ontology annotation, molecular function: chromatin binding; zinc ion binding. The coding region runs from base 108 to 3164 and encodes 1018 amino acids. NCBI's taxonomy places the organism in Eukaryota, Metazoa, Nemertea, Pilidiophora, Heteronemertea, Lineidae. Gene Ontology annotation, cellular component: nucleus.